Messenger RNA from Apis florea (little honeybee), 6843 nucleotides. RefSeq names its product shroom (gene Shrm). NCBI's taxonomy places the organism in Eukaryota, Metazoa, Arthropoda, Insecta, Hymenoptera, Apidae. The record is from RefSeq and is a predicted model, not a curated record. Gene Ontology annotation, molecular function: actin filament binding. Gene Ontology annotation, cellular component: apical plasma membrane; adherens junction; cortical actin cytoskeleton. Gene Ontology annotation, biological process: cell morphogenesis; actin filament organization.
GAUCGGCGAGAAACUUGACCGAUCCGUUAGAGGUUAAAGGCUGUUACACACCGCCAUGAGACCGCGUCCGAGCGUAAACGUCGCGGCAUCAUCGACGUUUCUCGACGCGGUCGUUCGACAGUGGACGAGGGUGCGGUGAGGAAGAGAGAGAGAGAGAGAGAGAGAGAGACGAAAGGAUCGACGAGGAGGACGAGCGAGGGUGAGGAGGCAGAUAUGGAUAUGGACAAGGUGCAGAAUGGAGUGGAGGCCGAGCAGUGGCUCCCAAUGUUGGAGAAGGGAGAAAAGAGAGCGAGCUCGGUGGGCAGCGGAGCGUUCAGGUUCAUCCGCACGCGCACGAGUAUCCGGCGGGAACUGAAGAGACAGUGCAACAGGAGCAAGAACGGGGGUGAUUCGUCGGGGAUUCACGAGGCGGGGAACAACACAACAGGUGGCGGUGGCGGAGGAUUGGGGAAAUGGCUACGCGAACAUUUGGGCGGUGGUUCGAAGAGCGUGGGCCAAGAGGGAUGCGGCCCGGCGAGAACGAGUAGCGUAAUGCUCGCGGAGACGAGUUGUGGAAAGGGGGAGAGAUGGUUGGGGAAGGGAGGAGGUGUGUACACGCCCUCGCAGAAUCUGUAUUGCAGCCUGCCGAGGGAGCACGGCCGUCAUGGCACCGUGUACAAUAGCGGCCGAAAACUGGCCGGGAACUGUGGCAAGCCCCAAGGCCAGGAACGGCAGCAACGAUGCGCCGCGAAUCAUCACGAGAAGAUGAUCAAUUUCGCCGAGCUUGGUACAUUGACGAGGGGCGGGCCGAUAUACGGUAGCGAGGGGAAGACACCCUCGAGGAAACGAAAUCGCGAUCGACGAAGGCAUUCCCUGAACGAGAUCCACGAGCAGGGCCGACAACGUCGUAAGAGGUGUAUCCCGGAUGGCGGGGACGUUGGUUACACGAUGACGGAAUUGCAGCCGUCGCCACCAGGAUAUCGAGUCCAGGAUGAGGCCCCGGGCCCACCUUCCUGUCCUCCGGGCUCGUACAAGUACGCGAGUCACGGCCACGGUAGCGAGGCUGCCAAUUUCAAAAGUACCUCGUCGUCCUCGUAUCCUCAGGAAGGGUAUGGUGGCCUUAAGCAGAGCCCGUCUAGGACGGUACCUCCUAACGAGUAUUAUCGGCGAAGAAACGACGGGAGAAGAUCCACGGAGAACGAGCACGAGGCUGGCAACGCAACCAAGAAAGCCACGAUUCCCGGCUACAACGAAAGUCACAAGAAGAAUACUACGAGCUACAAGAACGACAGCGGGUAUAGCGAGAGCCUUGGAUUCGACAGUUACACGCUCCCUCUCAACGAAAGAGACGAGGCAUCGCCACCUCCAACGCCGCCGGUCCGAGACGCGUCUAGCCUCAAAGGUGUCUGCUACGGACCCGGCCACGAGAAAUACCCGUCUUGGCCGAGCGCGCCCGAGAGACAUCCCGACGAGGAUGUUCACGGGUCGGGGCACAGCGGAUCCCAUCGUUCCAAAUCCUGGACCGAUCACACCAAUUACCCGAAGGAGAAACCUGCCCAGUACACCAGACCGCAUACCAAGAGGCCCAAUCCCGCGUUCACGCAACAGUUGAAGACGGUGAUGGAACGCUGCGAGAAGAUCCCGGCGGAGACUUUCGAGUCGCGUAACAGAGGCAACGUAACGGAAGAGGAACCGAGAUUGUGGCCUCGCGUGGAUCGCGAGGGCAAAGCUCUGGGUGACGCGGAGUACGUGGUCCCCUCUCCGCCCGAACGCGAACAACCCCAGACAGCUCAGACUCUCAGCCAUGCCGAUCUCGAGGCCUACGUUAGGAGUUAUCAGGUGGAUCCUCAGGUGUCCCAGGUGGACAUUUAUAGAGAGUCAACUCUAACGCAAGCAGGCCUCGAGGAAUACACCAGAGUGCAACAUUCUCAACAAGCUAGCUACGCACAAUCCGAAGGUUAUCACAGUUACGUGUCCAGUGUCGAUUCCACGACCAACACACCGUUCCUCGACAGAUUGAGAAGAGACAGCGAGGCAGUGGCGCAAAGGCCGACAUCCACUUGGGAGGACUCGACCUCGAGAGAAGGAAGGGACAGCGUGGUGACGACGUCGAGCGGAAGCGCCUCGAGCAGCGAGACCCUGAAAUGGCACGGAUCGAUGUCGGAUGUGAGCGUGUCAAGCGGGUUGCCGGCACGCCAGGGUACGUCGGAUCGAUGGCAUCACGGAUCGUUGUCGGAUGUGAGCAGCGUGAACGGUGGAGUUUUAUCCCAAAAGGCCGGGAACAACGGUUGUCCUCGCGACAAGUGGCAAGGAUCCAUGAGCGACGUUAGCACUAGUUGCGGCUUGUCACCGACCGGAAAGGGGAGACACGGCGGUGAAAAAUGGCCGGACAAGUGGCAAGUUUCGAUGAACGAUCGUAAUAAACAGAGCCAGGGUAGAUCCAGUUUACCGGCUGUGAUCAAUCAUUGCAACGCAACGGGCAACGCGGCCGAUGUCUCGUCCGCUAUACGAGAGAGCAAGUGGCAAGAGUCGAGUAUCGACGAAGAGUCAUUGGUGGACAAGUCGCAGUCGUCCAAUGGGGCCACCCCGUCGAUGCAGUGGGACAACUCGAUGAGAAUCGAGGGUGAUAAGUAUGGCUCGUUGACCCAACCGAUGCCUCAAAGUCCCAUACGUCAGCAAAUCGGUACCACGACACCCCAAAGCCCGGAAAAUUGGAAUCAUCCUAUACACGGAUCGAUGUCGGAUGUCAGCCAAGUCAAUGGAUUGUCGUGCAGCAAACAAUUGAUCGCUCAUAGCGCCAGAGUUCAGACCCCGCAGAGACAUCACUCGGAGAGCGUGUUGUAUUUGGAUCGUGAACGAAAUCAACGCAAGCUAUAUCCAGUCGCCACUACUCAACCUCAACUCGACUCUACGCAGACCUCGAGAAUGGCACCAGUGUUGCCGUCUCAGCAAAUUUCAGUGGCAGAGCGUAUAAACGAAUUAGAGAAGCAACAGCAGCAGCAACAACAGCAGCAACAACAGCAACAACAACAGCAACAAAUGCGUUACACUUAUCUAGACCCGGAGAAGCGUCAUAGAGUGUCCGAUCCAACGUUGAAAGCGAUACAGAAAAAAGCUCUGCUCUCGUUCUACGAGAGACAUCAUCAGGCAUCCUGGAGAUCGGAACCGCAAUUGGCCCAAGGAAGCCAAACGAUCGCCGCGCCCCAAAGUCCUCCGCCCCAACCACCUCCACGACCGCGGCCACCGUCUUCGAGAAGAGCCAGCUCCGCUUCGGAUUACGCGAGCGGUGCUUGGCGAGAAAAUGGGAACCAGAGGAAUCAGAGUCAGGCCAACCCGGGAGAAUUGUCGAGUCCCAAGCAUCAACACAGCAACAGUUGCGGUAGCCUUUCCACGGAUUUGCUAGGUCCCGUGAUAGUAGGACCGGCGAUAUCCAUCGACGAUUGGGUGCCGGAGAGGCCGCCCAAGAAACCACACCUGAGAAACGUUUACAACGAUCGCGUACCCAGCCCCGAUUUGCCACCACCCUCUCCCCCAACGGUAACCGAGAACGAGGUUCACGAUUGCGACGAUCCACUGCCACCCCCUCCACCAGAAUUGAGCGACGAUUGUUUCAACGAUACAACGACCACAGCCACGACCACGACCGCGGCCACGACCACGACCGCGGCUCACCAUCAUCACCAUCACCAAUCGUCGGAAGAGUCGAAAAUUCGCGACAGAUCUUGCGACAGACACAAGUUGGAAAGACACUCGAUCAGAAGAUCGAAACACGGGUCGAAACGGGAUUACGAGAAACUUUCCUCCGGAAAGUCUUCUCCGAGUUCAGCCGCGAAAACGAUGUCCCACCAGCAGACCGAACAGGAACACCAACAACAACAACAUCAAUUCGUCAGGGGUGGUGUAGCGUUGAAACACGUGGAAUCCGAGAUGGUGUUGGAGAAUGGCGUCUCGGCUGGAUUCGCCACGCAUAGAAUGGUGGCUACCGUUGGUCGUUCCAGUUUGAGAUAUCCGUCCGCGCAAAAAUUAAUGAUGAACGGUAGGGUAACGCCAGCCAGACGAAUAUCGGAGGAACGAAGUUUCUCCUCGGGCAGACCUCCGGCCCAAUUGCCCGAUCUUAUCUCGCAACGAUACACCGACUCCGGGAAUCAGAGGCCCGCCCCCCAGGUACCCGUCGAGCCGAGGAUCAUUCGCCAAGAAUCGAUGCGAGUGGACGGGACGCGAAUCGACGUUUCCGGUUUGCUCAGGAACGAUUCCGCUCAGAGGCUGGAAUCGUCUACCGGUCAGAGACCCCAGCCCCAAGUUGCUAAAAACGCGGAUAAAAGUGGGACGGGCAAUCAAGCGACCAGGCCUAAUUACUUGCCCGUUCCGGAAAACUCGAAGUGCGCGUCCAAGUAUCUGGAAAGUGGGAAUAAUCACGGUUUCACGAUCGGUAGUCCGGUGAAGACAGGCUACGAGGCCAAUUCCAAGAUGUAUCCGUCGGAAUCGAGCCCUCAGAAGUAUCACGAACCUCCGAAAUACGUAGCCAAUAAUCACCAUCAACGUCACAGCGGCGACGGGGCGCAGAGGGGGAAUUAUUACGCGCUCCCUCCCAAGUAUAUAGACGCGCCGAAGCAAAAGCCUCAACCUCAAUGUCCCACGGAUAGAUACGGCGGUUCUACCACCGGUUCUUCUCCGAGCUCUCCUCCUCCUCCGCCUCUGGCCCCAAGGCAAAACACCGCGGGUAGAAAGUCAUUGCCACCACCGCCUCGACCGGCACCUCCGCACGCGCUGCAAGGAAGUCAAUCGAAGGCCUCUUAUCUGGCAUAUCGGCGAGAACGAGGUGCGCCUGAUACCGAAGGUAGUUACAAGAGAACCAUGUCACCGACAUCUCGCUUAGAGGAUUGGCCACCGCCACGGGAUCACGACGAUCCGGUUCUUCUUCGUGUCACGCCUCAUCAUCCGUUGCAGCAUCAUCACCAUCAUCAUCAUAAUAAUCACCAUCACCAGCAACAACCGGAGCUUUCCAAAUCGCACAGCGUGGACGCUCUUCAUCACCGGUUGGAAGAACGGUCGACGCAACAACAUCAACAACAACAACAACAACAACAACAAAACUCGGCCGAGAUGAUUGGAAAGUUAUCGCACGAUUUGAACAAGAAAUUGCAAGUGAAUGAUGCGAGAUCGCGAACCAGCGAGAAUAAUAAUAACGAUAACCUGGAGGACCGACAUCAGCAUCAUCACCACCAUCAUCAUCAUCAUCAUCAUUAUCAUCAAGAGAAGAGGCACGAUUAUGAGCAGCGUAAGGAGCGACAGUCGCCUCAAAGUAUCGAAGUUCUUAACGACAGGAAUCGACAAUUGGAACGAGAACGCAGGAAAUUGGCGGCUAGUUGCGAGCCUUUAUCACAGAACAGAGAGAAACAGAAUCGGAGUAUGGAAGUACCUUCUUCGGUGAUCGAAGAAAACUUGUUUCGCGAACGAAGCGCCACCAUCGAGAUGACCUCACAGAAUAUCGAACUUUUGAAUCGACGUAACGAGAAGAGAACAAACGCUACGUCGACAUCGACCAGCACGAUCACCACUUGUAUCACGACAUCGUCAACAACUACUGCAAUGACGAUCGCAACUGAUAGUUGUUGGCCACGCGGCCACGAGGUGCAGAGUUCCAUCGAAGCGUCACCUGUUUCGGAAAAACCUACACCACCGACUAGUUCUCCUCCAAAAUCACCGGAUCAAGUGGAAGGAGAUAGUUCAAGAGGGGCUGUGCCCAGACGAUCCGGAAGCUGUUCUAGUUCUUCCUCCUCCUCCUCCUCCUCCUCAUCCGGCAGAUCCUCGGAUCCCCGUAUCUCACCGCGAAACUUGUCCAAUAGUUUUUCCAAGAACGAGAAUUCUUUCCUUAACAACAGAAAAGUCUCGAGCCCCACUCAAACGGAUAACACUGGUUCUUCGAAUAUAUCCAGUUCACCUGUUCGCUCGAAUCAAACGAAAGAGAUAGAGUUGCGAAUGGAUAAAUCCUCUUUAUCGAGCAAAUCCAGAUCAGGAGGAAGAUCUUCGACUUCUUCCUCCGUAUCAAGCUCCGUAUCGAAAGCUUCCUCCUCGUCGUCAUCAAGAAAUUCUCCGGUCGAAGAGGACGUGUCGUUUUCUGCGAUGUCGCCAUGCGUAUCACCUCAGCCGGGAAUAGAAGGAUUGACACUGUUACAACGUACGGAGGUUGUGCUUCGAGUGAAUACGGCUACCAGUGACGUUGCGUCACAGACAGAUAUUCCAGAAACAACAGAGAUCGAAUCAUCAUCAGUCAAGAUUCGAGAAAUUCUUCUUUGCAGAAAGAAAUUGCCAGAAGAGAUCGAAUGCGAGGAAUUGGGUCGAGACUUGGCGAGUCAGCUCAAUCCGAACGAUAAGCUGGUACCUCUUCUAGUUCCAGCUCCAGAGCAUAAAAAACCCACAGACUAUGUUACCGGUCUGUUCAGGAUAGAAGCGACUCUACAUCCGCGACCCAGACAUCGAUUGUCUCUCGAAGAACCAAUGACUCCUUGCUCGGAGAAUGGAGAUGAGGAGAAAAAGCACGAAUCGAUACCCUCGACUCCGUUAUCGGCGGAUUCAACCAGUCCUCUAUCCCCAACGUCCGCUUAUUUCACCACGUCCGAAGGAAAGGCAAGGUUUCUCACGAGAUAUUCACGCGACAUGAUUGUUGAGGGAUCGACGAGACAGGAAGAUGUGCCGCCUAUCAUUCCAACAAAUAGCCUUGAUCUCAGACAAAAAAAGGAGGAGUUGAUGAUGAGUCUAGACAAGAAGCUUGUAGUCCUGAGAGCCGAACAGGAAGCAGUUCGCGAAGAGGGAGAGGUGAACGAGGCUUUGGGAGCAAGAGUCGCAACAAGGAUCACAGCUGUU